CCAUUUAAAUCUUAUAAUAGCAUCAGUAGUAAUGCUACUUGGAUGCAGUUAAGCUUUUGCUUCUAAAGUUACUAUAGCCUUGAAGUAGAACAAAGAAGGAGCUCUUUACUUUCCAGUAUUAUACGGAUCUUAAAAAUGUGAAAUCAAUGUCUUUCCUGUAUUCAACCAAGACUGCUUAACAUUAUUUCUAGUUCUUCUAACUAAACUAACCUCUGUGGAGCUUAAUAUAUUGGUGUUGAUAAUUACACUAAGUAACCUAACUAUUCUACUGAAUUUUAAUUAGUAAAAUUAGGUAAAAUGUUAGUGAUGAUAUGGUUGUUGGAAGUCUUGAAAUAGGAGAGCCAGAUGCAUCUUUGAUUAAUUAAGAUUAUUCUAUUGUUGAAUUAGCAGUCUACACUAUUCCUGAUAAAAAAUUUUACAGUUCUUAUUGUAGAGGAGCUGUCUAUUUAAGCUAUGCACUAGGAGCACAUGUUUAUGCACAUUUUAACUUAGAUUCUCCUUUCACUUAACUUCCAAGCGAAUCUAGUUAUAUAAGUUCAACUUCUAAGCAUGCCGAUAUGUUUUUAUCAUCAGUUGAUUAAUUAUAACCUCUCUACAUCUACCUCUAAAAUAGGUAUGGAAAGAUUUACACAAUUACCCUAUAACCUUAUUAAAUUUACAGAUAACUACCCAGCGGCAAAUAUUAGCUAUUAAUUUAAUAAUAAUCAGAUGAUCUUAACUAUAUUGCAUUUGGUAACACUAUAUUUGACACUUAUUAUAUUGAUUUGAUUUUUAAAAUCAAUCAGUUCAAAUAGUAGAAAAAGCCUAAAAACAAAAAACAUCAAACUUUAGAGGGUAGUAAAUCAUGUAAUGAAAAACUAAUAUAAAAUAUGUAUGAUAUAACUAUAAUAUUUUUCAUAAUAAAAGUGUAUGUUUUUUUUGGCAGGACCUAUAUAAACAUAAAUUAUGAAAAAAAUAAAAUGAAUUAAAAAAUAAAGUUAGAGAAAUGA
Molecule: messenger RNA, 989 nt
Organism: Tetrahymena thermophila SB210
Lineage: Eukaryota; Ciliophora; Oligohymenophorea; Hymenostomatida; Tetrahymenidae
Product: transmembrane protein, putative
Exons: 3
Source: RefSeq, a predicted model, not a curated record